ACUUAAGUAGCAGACUUAAUGUUACAGAUCUUAUGACAUAGGUACCACAAGUCAAAACUGACAACUGAUGUCUUUUGGCAAACAAUAUAGUACAUUAGUAAAUUAAAAAAAAAAUGGGAGAAAUUACAAUUUAUUAAAGAAAAUACCUUGUGGGUUCUUUGAAAUAAUACUUUCUAAAUCUAAUUAGAAGUGACGUUAAUUUAAGACGGCGCCAACGUCGAAAUAAAAUAGAAAAGAAAACAAAAUUACAACGAUUUUGUUGACGAUGGCAGAAGGAAAGCAGUUAAUUAAAGAAUGGCUUAAUGAGUACACAACUUUGCAAGAACAUGAAAUAAAAAGUUUUGCAGCUGAACAUGAGCAUAAUCAUGAAAUUGCAACAGCAAUAUUUAAUUUAUUGAACAGUGAUGAUGAAAGUGUACAAUCAUCUAGUACUAGUCCAGAAAUUGAUGAAGAGAUGCUGGAAAAUGUUUGCAUGCAAUUAUUUAGUUUCUACAGAUCUAAAGAGAUUGAACUGCAAAGGUUUACAUUACAAUUUGUACCUGUGUUUAUUUAUAUCUACCUAAAAGCUGUUGCUAUUGGCAAUUCUAAAUCAAUUAGACCAAUUGAAACUCUACUUAUUGGCUUAUACAAUUUUGAAGUUGUUGAUGAAAAUGGAAAACCUAAAGUGGUAUCUUUCAGAUUACCUUCUCUAGCACAAAAUUCAAUAUAUCAUGAGCCACUCAGUCUAGGGUCUCAAUUUUUAACUGAGAGUGCACUGCGAAGAUGGGAAGAAUGCAACACAAAACUUGUCAGUUGGGGACCACUUCCACAAGUAGAAGUUAUCAAUGCACAAAACCGAUUAAAAGUGAUGGCAGCACUUCUAUUUGUUUAUAAUAGACAACUCAGCUUAUUACCUAAACUUGCCUUGAGACAUUUCUGCAUUGCAGCAUCUAGAAUUGUAACUCAAGGUUUUAAAAAAAAAGGAUCUUUACCUAAUGCAAAAUCUAUUCAAAGAAUUCCAGUAACAUCAAAUUUUUUGCUGGAAAUGAUAGAAGGGGCAUAUUUUGCAAUGUUUAAUGAGUUUUAUACAUUAGCUCUGCAAGCAGUGACAGAUAUAGAUGAGAGGGCACAGUAUGAGCUAUUUCCUGAUGUAAUGUUGGUCACAAGUGCUGUGAUUAAUUCAUUAAAAAGUAAUCCUUCAGGCCAACCCUGUGAUGGACCAAUGGGGAUAAGUGUAGCAUUGUCGCCUGCAACAACUACUGUGACAAUGUCCAAAUCAAUGAUUACAAAUGCUUCAUUCCGUACUAAAAAACUACCAGAUGACAUUCCAAUUCAAGCUGGUCAAACAGUUCCAACCGAAAACACAGAUAUGUUGACAUCAAUUAUAGAAGAAGGGGAAGUGGACAAUGCGGCCCAUAUGCAAAGGGGAGCUGCAGUACGAAAUUCUAAACCGAAACUAAGUUCCUUUCCAGUUCUAGGCAAAAAGACAAAAGAUGUUAAAAAUACUACCAUAACAGAUAAAAAGAGUAAUACCAAAGAGUCAAAAGGCAUGUGGAAUGCUAUUAGUGGAGGGGGUGAUAUGGUUGAUUCACAACAGAAAACAGACAAUUCCCUUGAUGGCAGUCAAAAAGACGAUAUUUCAAUGGGAUCUGUACACAACAGCACAGAAACAUCAGAUUCGCGUUCACAAAUUACUACUGAUUCUUUAGAUAUAGAAACUAGCUCUCGUUUCACUGCCAUGCAAGUUAGUUCUGUGUAAAUAAAAAAUGUGUAUUUUAUAUAAAACAUUAACUUAUGUGUUGAAAUUUAAGGAUAAACUUCCGUGUAGCCAAUACCUCCAAACAACCUGAAUUUUGGCUCACAUACAAUGCAUAUUAGCCUGCAUUGAUGAAUAUAAUUCUCAAAAUACCUGCAUAUUGUAUUUUUCAAGUUUAUUUUGCUGAUUUAAUUGCUUGUUAGGAAAGUAGCUUGUAAUUGUAAAUGGAGAGGAAAGAAAGGAGAAGGGGGGCAACAACUACUAUCCGUUUCUGGCAGUCGCCGGUGGCUGCGGAAUGCUCGUUGCACUCGCUCGGCUUGUGCGAUGUAGUAACUAAAGUUUAACCUAAAAUAACCAAUUUUAUGUUUAUAUUUAUUUUUAAAUAUGACUCCAAAAAUGUUAAGCUUUUAAGAAAUUUUGAAAGAAUAGAAAAAAAAUUGAUCACGAGGCGGGAUUCGAACCCGCGUCUUUUUGCCAACCGUAGCAAGUAACACAGUAAACCGUUAAAAAUUAAAACUUUUUACGUUUCAUUUCACUCUUAUUAAUUUGAAUUUUACAGCUAUGUCCCGCCGCCAUUCCAACGUGCAUGUAGCCUUUUAUUUAUCGUAGUUUAUUUUUCAAUAAUUGAACCUUGAAAAAUUAGUUGCGGAUAUUUUAAAUAUGAUAUUCUUCAUAUCUUGUCUUAAUCCAUAUGUGUGUCAAAAUUCCGAUCGAUCGUAGGUAUUUACUUAACGGAAGUACACCUAAAUUUAAUCGAGUAUUAUGCAAUUAAUUAUAAUGGGGAAUGUGCAUCACUUAUAGCUUAGAAAUUAAAACCUAUGUAUUUUGAAUGGUUUCGACUUUAUAUAAAUUUUUAAGUAACCUUCUCCUUAAUUAUGUAAAUAUGUUACAAUACAGAGGUAGGGUUCCAUGUAUUAAAUUUCUCCUAGUUAUUUUAGAAACAUGGUAAUAAUAAACGUAUAUGAAAUGUUGCAUCAAUGGA
Messenger RNA from Zerene cesonia (dogface butterfly), 2717 nucleotides. It is a transcript of the gene Hyccin, whose product is annotated as hyccin. NCBI's taxonomy places the organism in Eukaryota, Metazoa, Arthropoda, Insecta, Lepidoptera, Pieridae. The transcript is spliced from 8 exons. The coding region runs from base 266 to 1738 and encodes 490 amino acids. The record is from RefSeq and is a predicted model, not a curated record. Gene Ontology annotation, biological process: phosphatidylinositol phosphate biosynthetic process; protein localization to plasma membrane. Gene Ontology annotation, cellular component: plasma membrane.